AAUUAAUAAACUCUCUUUCUAUAAAUGAAUUGGAAACAAGUUUAUGCUUUCUCUGAACAUAGAACAAAAAGAAGUAAGAUUAUUAAUAAAACUAGUUUUAUCUGGAAAUACAAAGUGCAAAGACCAUUAAUCUAAUAUUCAUAGCCCAAGAAGUAACAUUUUCUUUACUAUUUAAGAUAGCCAACAUUCUAAUAAAGGUACUAUGAUUGGCCUUUAGAGAAUUUCAAAAGAGCUUGUAGAAAGUUUAACUAAAGCUUUAACUCCUAAUUGUAGAGUUCGUUAGAAUUCUCCAAAACCAAUACUUUUAGAAUAAGCACAGAAAUAAAUACCAAAACCCAAUAAAGAACCUGAAAUUUUCAGAUAACCUUUAGAAUAAUUAGAAAUACUAAAGUCAAAUAAAGAAAUAGAAAAUGUUGAGUACAUUAAUUUUACUAAAUUUGCUGUAACUGUUUUCAUCAAAUAUUUUAGAGGAAAAUAUCCUAAUAACCUAUAAAAGAAAUUAGAAUUUCAAAAAAUGAAUAAAAAAUAACUAGAUAAAGAUCUUAAGAUUUUCAUUCAAAAUAAGAAGAAUGGUUAAGAAAAAAAAAUGAAAAAUUAUUGAAAUAAAGAUUAGAAUAAUAAUGUUAAUAAUAAAUGAAGGAAAAUCGCGUCAGUUUUCUUGAAAAAUCAUAGACAGAUAGAUUUUAAUGA
This is a messenger RNA of Paramecium sonneborni, 690 nucleotides long. The record is from the annotation of a GenBank genome assembly. NCBI's taxonomy places the organism in Eukaryota, Ciliophora, Oligohymenophorea, Peniculida, Parameciidae.